Molecule: messenger RNA, 456 nt
Organism: Knipowitschia caucasica
Lineage: Eukaryota; Metazoa; Chordata; Actinopteri; Gobiiformes; Gobiidae
Source: the annotation of a GenBank genome assembly
AUGGAGCAGCUUCUCAGGAGCAGAGAGUCUUUUGAGACGAGGGUUUCCGAGUUGCUGAAGAUUCUGGCCGACGUGGAGCCUCCGUCGCAGCAGCAGCAGCAGAACCAUGGGAGUCCGGGGUCCUGUUCCCAGACCCAUUCCUCCUCCCGGGCCCCUGUGGACUCGGGACCUCAGGAACCAGACCAGUCUUCACCAAACGCAGCAGUCACUCAUCAGAAUCUGAGUCUUAGGUCUCCUUCUGAGUCUGAGACCGGAGCAGAGAUGGGACCUCUGUGUUAUGGACCUGGAAGGACCGGGAAAGUCUGGGAAAAAGGACCCACCACAGUCUGGUUCUUCGAGGACUUGGUGGACCUGCAGCGGAAGCUCUAUCUGGGAGCUCCGAGGAAGUGCCACGUUCUGUGUCGACCGACGAGAACGAGAGAGAAGACGGAGACUCGGAAAUCUCACAUCCAAUAA